AUGGCGGUGGUGCUAUUCCUGGUGGCCCUCCUGGCGUCUCUCGGGGUGCCCGUUACUGCCAGUUCCCUUUUGGAGGCUCAGCUGCUGUCCCCCCGAGAUGUGGCUCGUUCUGCGGUCGAGGCCUAUAAUCAAGAAACUGGAACGCAGGCAGUGUUCAGGCUGUUCAAGCUCAAAAGCUUCCACAAAACACAAUUUGACUGGGGCACGCACUUCAGCAUCAACUUCACCAUCAAAGAGACGAACUGCCGGAAAAGCGUGGCUAGCUACCGCAUCGAGGACUGCAGAUAUCGGCCAAACGGGAUAACAAGGGAUUGUUCCGCCAACGUGUCAGUUCUUGACUUCGUACAAGAGGCACCUUUGACAUCUGUGAAAUGCACCCAGCAGCAGCGGCCGAAAAAACCCAGCAAGAAACCAAAACCCAAGGCCCAGACUGUCCCCAAAGUGACUGUAAAGUACUUCACGUCGUCUUUCUCUACCGCGGCCCUGACAGCACCAGAAGAAGACUAA
Molecule: messenger RNA, 507 nt
Organism: Emys orbicularis (European pond turtle)
Lineage: Eukaryota; Metazoa; Chordata; Testudines; Emydidae
Product: cathelicidin-2-like
Exons: 4
Coding region: 1-507 (168 amino acids)
Biological process (GO): defense response
Cellular component (GO): extracellular region
Molecular function (GO): cysteine-type endopeptidase inhibitor activity
Source: RefSeq, a predicted model, not a curated record